AUGUUUCGCCAGAUCCGGGUACAGCAAGACGACUGGGACCAUCAACGAAUUCUCUCGACGGACGACAACGGCCAACCCAUCGAGUAUCAACUGACGACAGUCACCUAUGGUACCAGCUGUGCACUCUGGCUUUCGCUACGGGUGCUGAAGCAGUUGAACAUCGACGAAGGUCAUCGAUUUCCACUGGCCUUACCGAUAUUUAUCAACGGACGAUAUGUCGAUGACAUAUACGGAGCCGCAGAAACGGAGCAUCAACUCGAGGAGAUCAUCAAGCAGCUAAUCAACCUCUGCAUGGCGGGCGGUAUGCCCCUGCAGAAAUGGUGCAGCAAUGUGCCACACAUUUCGAAACGACUCGGGCUCUCAUCGGGAUCAGCUCCAACCAUCGAAUUUGAGGAAUCAACGGUGAAGGUGCUGGGGCUCUGCUGGCAGCCUGAGGCAGACACCUUUCACUACAAAGCGAGGAACUUCAACCGGGACACCAUCACCAAGCGCGUGAUCCUGUCCGAGAUUGCGCAAAUUUACGACCCAUUGGGACUCAUUGCGCCGGUGAUCGUCACGGCAAAGAUACUCAUCCAAGAGCUGUGGUUGCUCAAAUUCAACUGGGACGAUCAACUUCCAGUGGCCUUCAUGAAAUGCUGGCAACACUUCAGGCCAAAACUUCAGCAGCUGAGCAGCCAGUCCUUACCGAGAUGGCUCAAUUUAUCGCUCAACACGACGGACGUUCAACUACACGGUGUCCCGGACGCAUCUAAUCUGGCGAUGGACACAUCGGUCUAUCUUCGAGCAUCAUCAGCGACAUCGGGAAUCACUGUCACCUUGAUCUGUGCCAAGAACAAGGUGGCACUACUCCAGAAGAUAACCAUACCAUGGCUGGAGCUAACAGCAGCUCUCCUGGCAACGGAACUUGUGGCCUACGUACAACGAAUACUGGAGUUGGAAAACAUACAAGUCCUUCUGUGGAGCGACUCAUCAGUGGCCAUCACCUGGAUUAACGGAGAUCCAUCCCGUUGGAAGGACUUCGUGCAGAACAGGGUUCUGAAAACAAGAGAUACUCUGCCUUCUGCCACUUGGAGACAUAUCAAUGGCAAGGAGAAUCCGGCGGACUGUCCAUCAAGGGAUCUAUCACCGAAGCAACUGGCGGAGCAUCAUCUGUGGUGGACAGGACCCUCAUGGCUGGUUCUGCCAUCGGAUCAAUGA
Diachasma alloeum is the source of this 1197-nucleotide messenger RNA. RefSeq lists its product as uncharacterized. Lineage: Eukaryota; Metazoa; Arthropoda; Insecta; Hymenoptera; Braconidae. The record is from RefSeq and is a predicted model, not a curated record. The transcript has a single exon. Bases 1 to 1197 code for a protein of 398 amino acids.